Messenger RNA from Solanum dulcamara, 1234 nucleotides. Its product is annotated as NAC transcription factor 32-like. Gene Ontology annotation, molecular function: DNA binding. The record is from RefSeq and is a predicted model, not a curated record. Gene Ontology annotation, biological process: system development; regulation of DNA-templated transcription. Lineage: Eukaryota; Viridiplantae; Streptophyta; Magnoliopsida; Solanales; Solanaceae. Bases 118 to 1185 code for a protein of 355 amino acids. The transcript has 3 exons.
AAAUUCAAAUAUUAGUCAUUGUACAAUUCGAAUUAUUAACCUCAUACUACGUAUUUCUAUUGAUAUGUAAAGUACUAAAUUCAGAUAAACUUGAACAUCAGUAAUUGUGUAUUAAUUAUGGAGAGUACGGAUUCAUCAACGGGGACACGUCAUCAGCCUCAACUCCCUCCGGGGUUCCGGUUCCAUCCGACCGAUGAAGAACUAGUUGUUCAUUACCUCAAGAAAAAACUCGCCGGAGCUCCCAUUCCGGUGGAUAUUAUUGCUGAAGUUGAUCUUUAUAAGUUUGAUCCAUGGGAACUCCCUGGUAAGGCAAUAUUUGGGGAACAAGAAUGGUAUUUUUUUAGUCCAAGAGAUAGAAAAUACCCUAACGGGGCAAGGCCAAAUCGCGCGGCGACAUCAGGUUAUUGGAAGGCUACCGGAACUGACAAACCUGUUUUUACCCCAACUCAAAAAGUUGGGGUAAAAAAAGCGCUCGUUUUUUACGGCGGUAAACCCCCGAAAGGGGUAAAAACUAAUUGGAUCAUGCAUGAAUAUAGAGUUGCAGAAAACAAAACAAAUAAUAAGCCUCCUGGUUGUGGUAUUAAUGUUGCCAACAAAAAAGGAUCUUUGAGGUUAGAUGAUUGGGUGUUAUGUCGAAUUUACAAGAAGAACAAUACACAAAGGUCAAUAGAUGAUAUGAAUGAUAUGUUGGGAUCAAUAGUACCACAAUGUGUACCAACUUCAAUACUACAAGGAAUUAAACCUUCAAUAAACUAUGGUACAUUGCUCGAAAAUGAAUCGAACAUGUACGAUGGAAUUAUGAAUAACACGAGCGAUAUGAUCAACAAUAAUAAUGGAUCCAUUCCACAAUUAUCGUCAAAGAGAUCGAUGCUUUCAGGUAAUUUGUACUGGAAUAUCGACGAAGCAGCAGCAACAACAACAACAACUGAUGGAAACAAUUCUCCAACUACAAAAAGGUUCUUAGUUGAGAACAAUGGGGACGAUGGACUUAACAUGAAUAAUAUUGCGCGAAUUACAAAUCAUGAAGAAAGUAGCUCCAUCGCCAAUUUCCUGAGCCAAUUUCCUCAAAAUACUUCGAUUCAACAACAACAACACGAACAACAUCAAGAAUUGGGAUCUCUUAAUGAUGGAGUCCUCUUUCGACAACCUUAUAAUCAAGUUACUAGCAUGAAUUGGUAUUCUUAAUUAAAUAUGCUAAAAGUCAAAAUUUAGUUGGCCCUGUGGAAUCAAUCAA